This is a messenger RNA of Staurois parvus, 284 nucleotides long. Lineage: Eukaryota; Metazoa; Chordata; Amphibia; Anura; Ranidae. The record is from the annotation of a GenBank genome assembly.
GAGCCUAGACAUGAAGAUGCUGGAUCAGAGUCUACAGUCACCAUUUAGGGAAAGCGGUGAUGGAAAUACAAUGCUACAGAAAAGCAGUCAGAGACUGCAGACACACUACAGGAGAUGGUCAGAGACUGCAGACAUACUACAGGAGAUGGUCAGAGACUGCAGACAUACUAUAGGAGAUGGUCAGAGACUGCAGACAUACUACAGGAGAUGGUCAGAGACUGCAGACAUACUAUAGGAGACGGACAAAGACUGCAGACAUACUACAGGAGAUGGUCAGAGAUUGG